Molecule: messenger RNA, 551 nt
Organism: Colletotrichum navitas
Lineage: Eukaryota; Fungi; Ascomycota; Sordariomycetes; Glomerellales; Glomerellaceae
Exons: 1
Coding region: 42-314 (90 amino acids)
Source: RefSeq, a predicted model, not a curated record
UCUCUCUCUCUCUCUCUCUCUCUCUUGGGCGAAGGCAUGGCAUGCGGAGGAUAUCAGGGUCUGGCUGGACCGGGCAGCGCCGCUUUUCUUCUCCUAAUGCAUCUCCGAACCCCAUGCAUAUGGCCCCUUCUCGCCCACUGCAAAACCCUCUCACGAGGAGCCCGUGUCCCUCCGGAGCAUCUUCACCUGAGCUGCGUUCGGUCCAUUUGGGCGCCGGCCCCGGCGGCAGCGUGACAUUCUGCAGCCCUGUUGGCCGUCACGCGGCAAAAAGGAUCCUCCACCAGUCGGCACCGCUGGCUAUAAUGGUCGGGUAAUUCACAUGCCCACCCGCACCGGGGCUCGCUCGCUCGCCAACUCGGCCAGUCGCCUUCCUUUGCGACCUUUCAGGUGGGUUCGUGCUUGUUUGUUUGUUUGGCUGGCUUUACGACUGUGACCCUGACGGGUACUGGUCCUGCGCUGCCCUAGCCUCGAACAGAGAGUGGUUUGCUGCAAGAAGGGUCCUGACUUGGUCUCGGGGAUGGCUACUCGAAACGCGGCCCCCCCCCCCCCCC